Molecule: messenger RNA, 1164 nt
Organism: Neurospora crassa OR74A
Lineage: Eukaryota; Fungi; Ascomycota; Sordariomycetes; Sordariales; Sordariaceae
Exons: 1
Coding region: 361-729 (122 amino acids)
Source: RefSeq, a predicted model, not a curated record
UAUCUGCUCACCCACAGGCUUCGUUGGCAAAGUCCUAUCUCUUCAAGAGCAAAUCAAAAUAUCUCCCUCCGCCAUUUGAAUACUACACUUGGAGUGUUCAGGCCAGUCAUUCUUUAAUAACACCACCACCACCACAUUUACGAGUCACGAAUCAUCAUCGUGUCGUCGUCGUCAGCCCCGUCGCAAACAACAACAUCUCACCGAUACUUUCAUACACACACCUUACGUUGUAAACGUACCGACACGCGCGCGCAAAGGGAAACUAUCCAAAGACGAGCUUUGACAGCAUCAAUUGCAACGAGCAAGAAAAAAAGGCAGAAGGACAAAAUCGAUCUCCAAGAAACCAAAAAAUCCGACAAAAUGCAGUUCACCACCUCCAUCCUCGCGGUCCUCGCCGCCCUCCCACUCAUGGUCUCGGCCGACCUGUCCACCACCACCAUGACCAGCACCGCCACCCUCACCAAGACGGUCACCUUGACGCAUCCCCAGGUGACCACCAUCACCUCGAUCCGCGGCAACAGCACCGUCGUCCUUGCCACUACCAACACGCACUUCUCGGUGCCCACGCUGUCGCCCGUCAUCGCCAUCACCACUUCUUCUGAUGCCCCAGUCGCCACUGCGAGCGUCGCGCCUACCCAAUCGACCAACGGCGCUGUCGGUGGCAUGGGUGGUCUGUCGCGCGCUGCUGUUGCCAUGGUGGCCGGUGCGGUUGCUGCCGUGAUGCUUUAAAAUGGCGGUUCACUUGACUAGGGGAGGAGAGGAGGAAGCUUCUUCAAGUUUCGUCGGCCGCAUUGUUGCCGACGGAUGAAGCAUAUUGUCACACCACAUCGCUGCCACAAACGCCCUCAAGCUCUUCGAUGCGAAACAUCACCUCGGCUCUUUUUCAUCGUUUUUGGCAUGCUUCCUAGCCUUUACUGGCGUGAGGAACAUGCAACGCCGCAUCAUCUGGCGGCUCUGGCGCACAUUGUCGGAGUUCAUCACCACACAAACCAACUUUUUGGUCUUCACAAGUACACCAAUGUUCAUAUUUUCACCUUCACACGUUAGAGUUAGGGCUGCUCCUCUGAUGAGAGAACAGCCCACUUACAACUCUACUGGCUACAAGCUUUUGCACAUUUUUAAUACUUUCAUUCGUUCAUUCCAGCACAAAGAAAAACAAAAAAG